ACUACGGUGCUUUCACUUUCCGGGUUUGGAGUGCCGCUGUUACUCAGGCAAACCAGCGCAGGGAAUUCCAGGUGUCCGUGCAGGGGGUCGCCUUUCUUCGAUCUCCUCCUUGGCCGUGCCUUUCCGCAAGGCACUUCCAAGCCCCCUCCCACGCUUCCUCCUCUGCUCGGCUUUGGGAGCAACUCGACUCUUUCCUGUUCCAGUAAGCUGAGCGGCAGCGGCAGCAGCAGCGAGGGUCCUGGCUUUCCCUUUAUGCCACCCAGAGUGGAGCCGCUUCCUCCUGUUUUCCUUCUGUGUCUUGCCCGAGACAGCUGCCCGCCAAGCAAAGUCGCUCCCUGGCCGCUGAGGAGCAAUGUACCUGUGGCGCCUCCUCUUUGACCCCUUGCCCAACUGCAGCAGCUCCCACACGUGAGCUACGGCUUCUCUUUGUGGCCUUACCAUUUUUUUUUUUUUAACAAAAGGAGGCUAAGCUUUCGAGGCGGGGGGAAGCUUCAAUUUUCUUUUGGAUGCAGUUUGCUUUUGCUCAGGCAAGCUCCUCACAGAAGAGCGCGAGAUGCCUUUUCCUAUGAGAACUGUGGCACCCCUCAAGCUGUGCCGCCUGGAAGAGGAUGUUGCCGCUCCGAGGGACAAAGAAGGUUACGCCGGGCGAGGUGGCGGCGGCGCGGGGCUCUGUUUCGGCUCUCUGGAGGAGGUCUGCUCACACUCGCUGGUCUCCCUGCUCUGGCAGCUCUCCGACCUUUCCCGCUGCGCCAGUGAAGUCUUCGGCGGGAUCCAGGAGCAAGCCGACAGCCUGGGGCGCCGGAGCGCCCACCUCCAGCGUCGCCUGGACUGCCUCAGAUCUCUUGUCUCCCGCCUGGAUCACCGCAAAGUCAAAAUCCCUGUCUCCAAUCUAGAUGAAGAAAGUAGAUGGACGGUCCAUUACACUGCCCCCUGGCAUCAGCAGGAGAAUGUGUUUCUGCCCUCCACAAGGCCACCAUGCGUGGAAGAUCUUCACCGUCAAGCCAAGCUGAAUCUGAAAUCAGUACUAAGAGAAUGUGACAAACUCCGGAGAGAUGGCUACCGAAGUUCUCAGUACUAUUCUCAGGGUCCAACCUUUUCCUCCUCUUCCAGUCCGAUCUGUGGAAAUUACCAAGAUGAAGAAGAUGAACAAAAGUGUUCUACACCUACUCCUGAAAAGGAAAAACUUAUUAGCAUCAAGAGACCCAAAACACCAACUUCAAAUGACUUAUCUGAUAUCAACACUCAAACAAAUUGGACCAAAUCACUUCCAUUACCAACACCAGAAGAGAAAAUGCGACAGCAGGCACAGGCAGUCCAAACUGAUGUUAUACCUAUUAAUGUUACAGGGGAGAAUUUUGACCGCCAAGCCAGCAUACGGAGGUCUCUGAUUUACACAGACACUGUGGUAAGGCGGCCGAAGAAAGUGAAAAGGAGAAAGACUAUUACAGGAGUCCCUGACAACAUCCAAAGAGAGCUAGUUGGCACUGUUCAGAAUGACUUUCGUAGCCAUUCCUUGUGUGUCCCAGAUCACUAUUCCACCCUAGGAAGGCUUGAUAGCUGUCAUUCUGCCUUGCUGAGGUCUGAGACCAAGGACUGUAGUUGUCAGACAGAGGAAGUCAAAGUGGUGCCACCUUCAGUGAGGCGAAUACGUGCACAGAAAGGACAAGGAAUUGCCGCCCAGAUGUCUCAGUUGUCCAGCUCCUCUGGAAACAUGUCUGUGAUGAGUGAUUCUGCAGGGGUUGUAUUUGCCUCUCGGCUUAACAGUGACUUGGGUUUUCACAGUCUACCUCGUUCAGGAGCAAGGGUUUCCUUGCGUGUACUAGAACGGAGGCAUAGCAUCUCCAAGUCAACAGACGAUGGAACUGUGUCACACCAGAUAAGCAAAUUGCAAGUGGAUGAUAGUGUGGUUCCCAUGAGGAACAGCAGUAGGACAGGAAUGCUUCAAAGGCCGAAAUCUCAAGAGGUAAAGAGUUUUGAGAGUGAACUGGAAGAAAACCCAAUAGACGUGGUCUCUGCACAUACUAUGUACUCAACCCAUGUCAUACCAAAUACUGCCGUACCAGCCUCUUCAGAAGUGAUUGCUAUUCAUACUACACCAAAUGCUCGAUCACCAGAUAAUAGACUCACCAACUCAUCUUCAUAUACAAACCCAAGAGACAAUCUUACUGCCAACGGCAUGGUAAACACAAAGGAUCAACACUAUUCUUCUAGUAGCUGGAACAAGAACAGUUCUACACAGAACUCACAGUCCCUGGACACUAUCUCAUCAAAUCCUAUGGUGGUCCUUUCCCUAGGAGAUUCAGAAGUGCCACUUAGUGGUGCAGGAGGUAUGGAGAAUGGGUCCCAAAAUAUUACCUACAGCUUUAGGAAUAAUCUUAGUCUAAAUCAUUCUCAAAGCAGUGAUAUUAAGACUGAAUCCAGUUACUCAGUAGAUAAAACACAGGGCAUAGGUCAAGGCAGCAUAAAGCACUGCGGGUUCAAGCCUACAAGAAAUGAAGAGGUAGCCUUACACAAGCCAAAUUGUGCCACUCCCGGAUGCACCACACCCGUUAGCAAUAUGAGUACAAACAGCCUUGAACGAGUCUCAGCCAAAGAAGACUCAGGCUCUUUGUAUUCCGUAGACCAUGAUGGCUAUUACACUUCCAUGCAUAUGGACUCCGGUCUGAAGUCUAGUAAAAUUUGCAUUAAUAAUAAUGGAUUUGGAAACCCCAGGCACAGUGUUGUUAAUGUGUUCGACGGAAUUGAAAAGAGAUCACUGGGAGACUUGUCAAACUGCAGUGACAAGUCUCUCUCACGGAGCAUAUCCUUAACAAAAGCAAAGAAACCACCUCUUCCACCUUCUAGAACAGACUCUCUCAGAAGGAUCCCCAAGAAGAAAGCUCAGUCCAGUGGGCAAGUUCUGGAUGACAAGCUAAUUGCUAGCCUCCAGCACUCCCUGCAAUUGAACCUUAAAUGUAAAAAUGGUGGCUCCCCAUCUCAAAGCCCCUGCAGUGAUUAUGAUGACCCAUGGGUGCUACGCUCUCGUAGCCAGAGCUCUGUGAGUGCCAGCAGCAGUGUGAUGUCUGCCACAGGCCUGAACAUGUACUCCAUCUGUGCUGUCACACCUUCUCAGAGCGAGACAAGCAGCAUCAAGUCAGAGUAUGUUGACCAAUGGAGUUACAAUAGUGACUGCCCUGGGAUACAGGAUGAUAGGUUAAGAUCUCCAGUAGUUCAUUCUGCACCCAUGCUGAAUGAUUAUAGCAUUAACCGCCUCAAUGAUGGACCACGUGUUUCUCUACCACAAGUGCCCAGUGGGAUGGCCAAACCAAAGAGCACUUCUCCUGAAAAGCCUCAUAGAGUUACAUCACCAUCUAGUGGUUAUUCCAGCCAAUCCAAUACACCCACAGCACUUACACCUGUGCCUGUUGUUUUAAAAUCUCUAUCAACAGGAAAUGGGAAGCCCAAGGUGAAACCUAAAGUGCCUGAAAGAAAGUCAUCUCUAUUGUCUUCUGUUUCAGUGUCUUCCUCUUCCACAUCCCUUUCUUCCAAUACUUCUACUGAGGGGAAUAUGAGUGUAAAGAAAUUGGACCCUGUGUUUUCCUUCCCUCUGAUUACUCCUUCUCCAUUAAUGUCUCCAGAUUCUACUGAACAUCUUCCUCCUCCCCCUCUUCCCCCCUUAACAGAUGUCAUGAAUCAAACUCACCAAUCAGCUUCUCCCAGUUUCCCACCACCUCCACCAGAAACAAUUAUGCAUGCUUCUUUUCCUCAGAAUGAUCCAUGGUUUCAUUUUUCACCUCAAGAUGAAUCAGUCAAUGAUUGCUCUCCCUUGUCACCCCCCAUUCCAUCUCCCCCUCCCCUUCUUUCCUCAGUUCCUCCACCAGCCCCACCUCUGGACCCAAAGCUUGCAAAAGGUGCAUAUAAAAAAAUGCUUUUCAAGAAAUAUAACCCAGAAGGUAAUUCUUGUAACACAAGGAUACAGCCAAUCAGCAAAGAAGAUUCCACUAAGCCUACAAUGCCUCUAAUAACCACCGAAGCACUGCAAAUGGUACAACUGAGGUCUGUGAAGAAAGCUGUGAUGUCAGUGAUUGACCAGUCAGCCGAAGCUACUUCUGAAACCAAUCCUCAGGUAAAAAAUAAUGAAGUUUUUUCAGCACAGUCACCUUUAAAACUAUGUGUGCCAGUAGAACACAACAGUCAGGAUAAAGGUGAGAUGAAUAUCCAUAGUUCUUCUGACAAGAGCUUUGUUUACAAUCCUGGCCAGGGAUCAUGUAGCAACACCCCUGAACUUGCCAGUGGCAAAAUGUCUGGAAGUGAAGCCAGUGUAGCUCAGUCCAUUGCCAGUGAUUUAUUACCAGUCAGUGUUGAAGAAGUGCUAUCACAGAAGGAAGGUUCUCACUCUGAUCUUGAAAGUUUGCCGCUUCAGGGGCAGUUGGAAUCACCCAGUAAAUCUCAGGGUAUAUUGCCAAACAAGAAGCCACCACCUGUUUCAAAGAAGCCCAAACUGUUCCUGAUUGUGCCACCCCCACAGCCCGAUGUUGCUGCAGAAAAAAUAGCUGAAGUGGGAGAAACAGUCAGAAGCGCUGCAAGUCUGCCUACAAGGGAUGCUGCAAUUGCACAGUUCAGCCAGGCUAAGGAUUAUCCCACAGAUGGACUCUGUUCCUAUGAAAUGAACUCUGGCAACCUAGGUCCAGAAGGAAGAGAUGCAGAUUCCACCUUGUGUGAGACAGAGGAAACCAGUGUCUCGUCACUGCUGCCAAAGCAGGAGGAGCUGUCUGGCUUGUGUGAAGGAAGCAUUUCUGACAGAAAUGGAGAUAGCAUCACUAGAGCAGAUGGACAGCCAUCUCCAGGGGAUGAAAGUGCUGAGGUGUUUGACUCAGAUGCAUCCAACAGCUUUUUCCUGCAAAGCCUCAGUUAUAGGGAAGUCAGUGAUGCUGUGGCAAUGCCAGCUAGACCACGAACAACAGAGGAUCUUUUUGCAGCCAUUCACAGAUCCAAAAGGAAAGUCCUUGGCCGCAAAGACUCUGAUGAUGACCGUGCUCGAAAUCAUUCUCCAUCACCCCCAGUUACACCCACUGGUACAUCCCCAAAUCUGGCUUCCCUCAAGCAGGCAGGAUCAAUUCAGAGAAAUAUCCGCAAGAGUAGCACCAGCAAUGACAAUUUCAAAGCACUGUUGCUUAAAAAAGGGAGUCGAUCAGAUACCAGUUCUCGCAUGUCAGCUGCAGAGAUGCUAAAGAACACAGACCCACGAUUUCAAAGAGCCAAGAUAGAUUCUCCUUGGGACCUUUCUGAAAGUAGUAUGAACUGUUCUCCUAUCAAGAACAGGCGGGCCCAGGAAGAGUGGGCGAAGAGUGAAGGCCUCAUGCCAAGGAGUCUGUCUUUUUCUAACAUCAGGUAUAGCCGAUCUCGAACUCCACCAUCUGCCGCAAGCAGCAAGUACAAUGUUCGAAACCGCAUCCAGAGUAGCCCCAUGACUGUUAUCAGUGAGGGAGAUGUGGAAGCAGUUGAACCUUCAGAGAGCAGGACUCAUAGGACUUCAAAGGGGUUGCUUGAUGUGUUUAAUGUUGAUGAAAUUGACAUUAAUGAAGAGGCCCACUCCAGUGAAAAAACUUAAUGGAGAACACUGGAUCCUUGAGAACACUGGAUGUAUGCCCACCAGCUGAAAAAAAAAUUAUUGAGAAUUAAGAAGUAAGGCGCUGUGACGUUGAGGCUUCCAAAAAUAUAUAUGAAAUAAGCCAAGCCUAGGAGACAGCCUAAAUCAUCACCACUUACUUUGCCAAGUAUUUAACAUGAGUUCCUCUAUGGCAGCUGCAUCACCAGUCUCUCUCUGGCUUGGUUGGAUAGGGCUUGUGAUUUUUUUAAAAAAAAUUAAACUUAACCAGCAGACUUCUACAUUGAAGCCUUUUAAGGAAUCCUCUUGUAAGACAAAAAUGUUGUUCUCAGAUCCUGGGUUGUAUGUGACUUUUUUUUUUUUUUUGGAAGGGUGUAAAAAUAGAGCAAGUCUGCAAAUAAAAUGGGAAGCUUCUGUGGUACAGGGUGGCAGUAGCUGUUUAAGUGUUCUAUUUAUGAAAUUUAGAAAUAUCGCUUGAGCACGGACAGAUAGAAUGAAAUAUGUGGCCUAUUAGAUUAGCCAGGCUGACAUUAUCUUCACAGUUGCUUCUGGUGUGGACUCCUCUAGGCUUGACCAUGUCACCAACAGCAUCACUGAUCUGGCCAUCCACAUUCUGAACAGAUUCAAUAUUGUAACAACUCAACAAGAAAGAAGCACUGUUGUAAUACAGAACUGCUGUGCAGCCACAUUUACAGUCUUGGGUCUCAGAAACCCAUGUUCCUGGAUGAGUUUCUUUGAAAUCAAGAUGUUAUUUAGGAGGAUCAAAGAAUAACUGCUGAUUUAUAAGGAAGGUGUAGUUACCUUCAGGGGUGGAUAGGGAUAAGCAAACACAGCCAUACAUUUCUAGAUCUGAAAAGCAAGCAAAUGCUGGAAUACUAUAGAGCUGCAUAGAGUCCCAUUCUCAAAUAAACUGGGUAGGAGUUCCAUUGUUGCCAGUUUUUCAUCAGUUUGUUAAAAUGGAGAGGUUUUUGUCAAUAACCUAUCACUUGAAAUAUUGAAUGCUUGCUAUUUUUUGGUUACCAAAGAGUACAUUACAUUUUUUUUCCUUUUGGGGUGUACAUUUGGCAUUUUCUUGAUUUGAGGAAAAAUCUUAACAAUUUAGUAGGGCUUGCUUAAUAUUAUUGUGUAUUUCACCAAUGACACUUCUAAAAAAUCUUUUUUCUUACUUGUAAAGGAAAACUGAUAACUGGCAGGUUUGAUCACCAUUUUUUUAAAAGCCUUUAGUUUUUGAAAAGGAACUUUACAUGAUGGUUUGUGCAGUUUUUAUAAUGUUUGUACAUAAUGGAAGUACUUAAAGAUAACUUUUGUCCUGCCACCCCUAAUAUUGGAAUUUUUACAUUUUUAGACAACAAGACAAAAAAAUGUUCUAUGUAGAUAAUUUAUUUUUUCCUUCAUCUGUGUAUUUCUUAGUAAUGUAAAUUUCAGGGGCCUUCAUUCAACUCAAGAAAGGGAUGCUGACAGUGCUGUGACUCUGCAUCAAUAAACAAGGUCGCCAUUUGCCA
Molecule: messenger RNA, 7089 nt
Organism: Heteronotia binoei (common prickly gecko)
Lineage: Eukaryota; Metazoa; Chordata; Lepidosauria; Squamata; Gekkonidae
Gene: NHSL1
Product: NHS like 1
Exons: 8
Coding region: 554-5590 (1678 amino acids)
Biological process (GO): cell differentiation
Source: RefSeq, a predicted model, not a curated record